Penicillium coprophilum is the source of this 1020-nucleotide messenger RNA. RefSeq lists its product as uncharacterized. The record is from RefSeq and is a predicted model, not a curated record. The transcript has a single exon. Lineage: Eukaryota; Fungi; Ascomycota; Eurotiomycetes; Eurotiales; Aspergillaceae. The coding region runs from base 1 to 1020 and encodes 339 amino acids.
AUGCCUUCCUUAAUGGAUCUCCCUCAGGAGAUCCGUGCCCUGAUCUUUGAAGAGGCACUCAAUGCCCAUCGAACCCCACGUGUCCGUCCAUCCACAGUGAACAUGGUGUUUCUUCUGGACAUGAGAUACAGGGCGUAUCUAAGAUACCUCGUGCCAUAUCACGAAAGACGUGAUUCUCAUAGCCCAUCAAACGAUCUCCCCCUCCUUUUGACGAGUCGUCAAGUAUUCGAAGAAACAAAAUCAGUCCUCUAUCGAAUGCAGCGAACAACAUACGUCCUUGAUAUUUCAGUCUUAGAUGAUCAGUAUUUGUUUUCAUCUUGGAUCUCAGUGCCAACGCUCACAACUCGUGUAUCUACACUUCACGUAGAUAUACGUCUUUUCGGACGUAUACUCACCGCCGAGGAGGGGGGAAGGCAAUUGGGCUCUGGUGGUCGCUGGGGGUUUCAUUGGUGCUUUUACGCCCUGCUGGAACGGUUCUUGCAGUAUGGACCAGUGGGCGAGAAGAAACCCUGUUUAGACGACAAAGGACGCCUCUACUACGAGGCCCGUCAAAUUUCUGUUGAGAAUCUCAUCCUUGACUUUCAGUCGGCCGAGACGGAGCUACCAUUCCCUCCCGAUGACGUGGAAUUCAAGGCAUGGCACGCAAAACACCAGGGCUAUACUGUCGAUGGGCAAAUAGAACAUUCCUUGGAGUACAAAACACGUCCAGAGUGGCUUUUGCUCGACUUAACGGGAUGGUUGGAACUAAUCAUUAAAAUCAGCACUGGGACUAAGAAAUGGGGGAAACUCAUCUAUGAGAGAAUUGGGACCAUCUUUAUGCUGGUGGAUGGGAAACUACAUACUACGAUUGAUCUUGCGGGUGAAUUGGCCAAGUACAAGUGUGAUAAGCCUCCCCAUUUCAUGGCGAAUGUGGAACCAUCUACCCGACGCGCUCGUGAAUGGGAGUGGAAGAUAGCGACGCUUCUGAGAAGGGAGGAACUUGGCUUCCCUGUUGUUUGGCUAGAGGAUGAAGAAAUGUAG